GUUAAAUCCUUUUUAAACGGGAGAAAAAGGGCAAAAACUGAAGAAAUGAGAUCAAAAGAAUGUUCAGUGUGUUUAAAUGAAGUUUCAAAGUACUGCUGCCCUCAGUGCAGCAGUAGAACAUGUUCUAUGAAGUGUUCUCGUCAACAUAAAGUGAUAAAAUCAUGUUCUGGAACAUUUAAUCCAGCAUCUUUUUUAAAUAAGAAAGAAUUAUUAACUAUUCAAAGUCUGGACCGGGAUUAUAACUUUUUAUCAAACGUUGAAUCAUGCCUGGAUAGGAGUGUUAGAUACAGGCUGAAUUUCCCGUCCAAAAACCAUGUUUUACGGCUUAAAAAAGCUAUUGAAAGGAAUGGAAUUCAUUAUUUUACAUUUCCUAGGGGAAUGAGUAGAGCAACCCAGAAUAAAACAUUCUGGGAUUACAAGAGAAAGAAGCUUUUUUGGACCAUAGAAUGGGUUUAUACAAAGAAUGGAUCAAAAAUAUCAAAAAUUGAACACAAAGUCCCAUCAGACAAAAAUAUUAUGGAAGCAUAUAAAAAUUUUAUUCAUAAAACAAAUAUUAAAGAAUUACUUGAUAUAGAUCAUGAAAUAGUGGAAUUUAUGAUGAAGAAGACUAAUUCUCAAGCAAAUAAUCCUAUUUUUGAAACAAUAGAUAAAAAUAAACCUUUAUCAGAAAGUCUUAAAGGAAUGACUGUUAUAGAAUUCCCUACUAUUUAUAUUACAAUUAAUGAGAAUAAGAUUAUAACAUCAAUGGCUCAAGAAGAAAUGGAAGAAAAAAUACAGAUUGAAAAGAGAGUAAAUUUUGGAAUAAAUGUUAAACAAAAUGGAAUUAUUGAUUAUGACAGUGAAGAAUAGGUAAUUGACGUAUAUUAUCUAACAAAAUAGAAUAUAUUUCUUAU
Pneumocystis carinii B80 is the source of this 893-nucleotide messenger RNA. RefSeq lists its product as hypothetical. The coding region runs from base 46 to 849 and encodes 267 amino acids. Gene Ontology annotation, cellular component: nucleus; pre-snoRNP complex. Gene Ontology annotation, biological process: box C/D snoRNP assembly; maturation of LSU-rRNA from tricistronic rRNA transcript (SSU-rRNA, 5.8S rRNA, LSU-rRNA); snoRNA localization. NCBI's taxonomy places the organism in Eukaryota, Fungi, Ascomycota, Pneumocystomycetes, Pneumocystales, Pneumocystaceae. The transcript is spliced from 4 exons. The record is from RefSeq and is a predicted model, not a curated record.